Molecule: messenger RNA, 1065 nt
Organism: Penicillium malachiteum
Lineage: Eukaryota; Fungi; Ascomycota; Eurotiomycetes; Eurotiales; Aspergillaceae
Product: P-loop containing nucleoside triphosphate hydrolase protein
Exons: 3
Coding region: 1-1065 (354 amino acids)
Biological process (GO): microtubule-based movement
Cellular component (GO): microtubule; kinesin complex; spindle
Molecular function (GO): ATP binding; microtubule motor activity; microtubule binding
Source: RefSeq, a predicted model, not a curated record
AUGAUCUACGAAGAGACCGCAAAGCCUCUUCUUCCUUACGCUUGGCAAGGCAAUAUCGGAACCCUUUUCGCCUACGGACAGACAGGUUCUGGAAAGACUUACACUGUCAGCGGAAUGGAAAGAUUGAUCGCCAAAUCCUUGUUUGAUGGGACAUUGGCAGGAGAACGCAAAAUACAUGUCAGCAUCUUUGAACUUGCUGGAAAUUCCGCAUUUGAUCUGCUAAAUUCGCGGGCCCCGUUUAUGAUAUUGGAGGACUCGCUCGGCAGCACCCAACUCGUCGGCAUUCAAGAGCAUCACGUUCAAAGCACAGACGACUUGCUUGGUCUAGUCGAUAGCGCAAACAAAUUUCGACAAACAGCAUCGACAGAAAAGAACGAUGGCUCUUCUCGCUCGCACGCCAUCUGUCGCAUCAGGAUCGAGAACCCUGCACCCGAGGCUGUCGAAGAUGGCAUUUUGUACCUCAUCGAUCUUGCGGGGUCAGAGAUGGCCCGGGAUAUUUGUAACCAUGCUGCCGAUCGGAUGAAAGAAACAAAAGAGAUUAAUAUCAGUCUUUCUGUUCUAAAAGACUGUAUCCGGGGCAUGGCUGAGCUCGAAAAUACUGGGAAAUCUUCGAAGAAGCCAUACAUUCCGUUCCGACAGAGUACAUUGACUAAAGUCCUGAAGCAUCUUUUUGAUCCAGAUCGAAGCCGUGCCUGUAAAACCUCAGUCCUUGCGUGUGUCAACCCCAGUUUCUUGGAUACUGGCGCAACAAAGAAUACACUUCGGUACGCCGAGAUGCUUCGCUCUUCCCAGCCGACACAAAAAGCUGCCGCAUAUAAUCCAGCAAUACCGACGACGUGGAGCAACAAGGAUCUACGAAGCUACAUUAGAAUCAAGUCUGGAAACCCAUCGAUCUCGCCUAUAGAUCUUGCGCCUCAUGAGUCUGGUACUCAACUUCUGCGACUCCCAGCAGAGGAGUUUGUACAGCGCUGUUUGAAAAGCGACGGGGUCACUAAAGAUCAGGCCGAUGCAUUUCACGCUAAACUUUGGAAAUUGCAUAUUGAUUCUCGACGUGCUACUCGGUGA